Messenger RNA from Pecten maximus, 4174 nucleotides. Its product is annotated as DNA polymerase nu-like. Bases 292 to 3006 code for a protein of 904 amino acids. Lineage: Eukaryota; Metazoa; Mollusca; Bivalvia; Pectinida; Pectinidae. The record is from RefSeq and is a predicted model, not a curated record. Gene Ontology annotation, biological process: DNA-templated DNA replication; double-strand break repair. The transcript is spliced from 22 exons. Gene Ontology annotation, molecular function: DNA binding; DNA-directed DNA polymerase activity.
AAGACAGAGGCGGACAAACAACCACUGCUAUGUGUCCAGUUUGGAGGCCGGGUACAGCCCCUCCUCAGAUGGGGCGCUUCUGUCACCUGUCAGCUGAUGCCCAAACUGUGAUGGCCGGCAUAUACAGACAAUACAGUGAACAGAGGAAGCAACUUGCUGCUCAAACCAAAGAUCACCCAGGGACCUAUUACCAACAGAUGUAUGAGAAGAGAUUUGGAGCACCCCCUGAUGUGAACACCAGUUCUUCACAGAGUAUACCAGUACAUUCACCAUCAACCUUAGAGAAGAGAGAUGCUGACCUUGACCCCUUGUCUAACCAGUUGGAAAGGACCCUCUUCGAAAACUCAAAUACACAUUCUGUUAUGGGAAACAUCUGUGAAUCUUCCAUUGGAAAGUAGACAGUCGUCAACCACAUUGGCUCCAGCAUCAUCCAGAAAUUCUGAUUUGAUAGAAAUUGAUAAAGAAAAAGCGCAAUAUAGUACAUUUCCAUACACAGCUUUUGAGGCUUCUGAUACAGAAAUUCUGUUACAACAAGAAAAAUGUCAUUCACAAAGAUCUGAAAAAGGUACCGUCAAAGGAACACCUUCGUUGGGGAGUAAACCCAAUACAAUUUGUUCUACAAAUACAGAAACGAGAAAUGUGGUACGUCAUGCAGGAUUAUCAAAUAGUACUCUAGGGAUUCCCACUCUAAAAUCUCCCUCUUCUUGUUGUACAAGAGACACAAGGCAGGAUGAAAAGUCAAGGGAGACAAACACAGCUUCAGUCAAAGAAACAUCUAUUUCAGCCAGACUGAAACAGCAUAUGAUAAUGAGGAAAGAUAUGCAGAUGAAACAAAAUAAAAAAGAACAUACUAAAAGGCUUGUUAACCCUUCAGAGCGAUCCACCAUCAGUUGUCCUGAUACUAACAGGAUAUCUUCACAUUUCACGACUCCUUACAAAAAACAGAAGCAGGAUGUGACUGAGAUGGAAGCACCUAAGUCUGUAAUGAAGACUACAGAAUCACACGAGAAGCUGCCAUUCAGUAGGCAGCACACAGCCAGUGUGGUGACAACAAUGAGUGACCAAGAUCUAGGGGAUGUCCUCCAAACUUUACACUCUGCUCCAGAAGUGCUGAUUUCUCUAGUUUAUCAAAAUGGUUCUACACAGCUGAGGGAUAUCUAUACUGCUUCAAGUAAGAGGAAGUCAGCAGGAAAUUUCAGACAGAAACAAUGGACAUCUGAGGUCCAGGCUGUAGCGGUGUGUGGUUGUGAGGGUGGUACUGGGCCUUCUCAGGAAGACAAAGUUUGGCUGUUUCCAUUACCAGACCAGGAUCACAGCAAUGACUCACAUGAUACAAUAAUCAGAGAAUUCUGGAAAGACUUGAUAUCAAACCAACACAGAAAGAUUUGCUGUGAUGCCAAGAUGUUAUUAAUUAUAUUGAUGAGAGAUUUCGGUGUCAAAGAAGCUAAAGAUGUUGCUGUAUUUGAUCCUGUUGUGGCAGCAUGGUUGUUGGAUCCUGACUGUGAAAAUGUGACAUUUCAAAAAAGUUUGUCACUCGUUUGUCUCUCUUGGAAGGAGCAUGUGUUAAGCAGUGCUAUAGAGGUUUUAAAAGAGGACAUGUGCCUACUGUCGGAGCUGAUGAAGCGACUGUACCAGAAGUUGGUAGCCCGAGAUAUGUGGGAUCUCUACUGCUGUGUGGAAAUGAAGUUACUCCCUCUCCUGGCAGCCAUGGAGCUCCGACCACUCCGAGUAGACGCUGACACCAUGCUCAGAUUCUCGGACAUCCUCAAGAGAAAGCUGCAGAAGUUGGAGCAGAAUGCCCACAAGGCUGCCGGUCAUCCGUUCCUUAUCAACAGUCCAGCACAGCUACGGCAGGUGUUAUUUGAGGAACUAAAACUUGACAAGAAGUUACCUGGAAAUAGGAAGCUGGCUAAGACAAACAUCGGACACCAGAUAUCUACAUCGGAGGCCGUACUGAAUCAGUUAGUGGGAACACAUCACCUACCAACCAUUAUACUGGAGUACAGACAGGUACAGAAGCUAAAGUCUACCUAUGUAGAUGGGAUGAUGUCGUGUGUUCAGGAGGGGUAUAUCUAUACCCACUGGGACCAAACAUCAGCUGCCACAGGCCGACUCUCUUCUUAUCAGCCCAAUAUACAGGCCAUCCCCAAAACCUCUACUGUGAUAUCUGACUAUACCGACAACUACAUUGUAGGAAAGGAGAGUGGUGACACAGUAGAAAUAUUUGCAAGGGAUUCCUUCAUCAGCCAUGAUGGAUGGUCCUUCCUUGCAGCAGAUUUUCAGCAGAUUGAGUUGCGACUUUUAGCCCACUUAGCUGAUGACCCCACUUUGUUGAAGAUCUUUACUGAUUCUGAAUCUGGAAGUAAAGAUAUCUUUGUAGAGCUUACAUCACAAUGGUUGUGUAAGCCUGUCAGCCUUGUAACAACACAGGAGAGAGAACAGACAAAGCGAGUGGUCUAUUCUGUCAUGUAUGGGGCAGGGAAGGAGAGACUUGCAGAAUACCUCAAGAUAUCUCCUCAUGAUGCUAAAGCUAUAAUAGACAGCUUUCUGGUCAAGUUCCCAGCUGUCAACCAGUUUUCCAGGAAAUGUAUAGAGUUCUGUCAGAAAAAUGGGUUCACGACCACCAUUUUCAAAAGGCGGAGAUUAAUACCAAACAUCAAGUCUCCAUCCCCAGUUCUACGAGCCCAGGCUGAGAGACAGGCAGUCAACUUCUGUGUUCAAGGUUCAGCUGCUGACUUAUGUAAAGCAGCUAUGAUACAAGUGGAGCACACACUACAGAGCCACACCCAUCUAAAAGCCAGACUGGUUGUCCAAAUUCAUGAUGAACUCCUGCUGGAGGUAUCGGAUGAAGAUCUGAACACCAUCAAAAGUCUGGUACAAUCUGUGAUGGAAGAUGAAGCGACUCUCUGUGGUAAAAUGGUGUCACUCAAAGUUCCUGUCAAGGUUUCCUUGAGUGCUGGAAAAACAUGGGGACAUCUGUCUCCACUUGAUUCCAGGCCACUAUAAUGAAACAUUUGGAUAUACAACUCUUUAGUACAGUCAUUGAGAACUGGUGGUUUGACUGAUGGAACAUUGCUGACACAGAAAGAAGACUCACAGCGAUUUUUAAAGGGAAAAGGAGACCCAAUAAUUAGCUCUUACAGAGAAAGGGGAGAAACAGGGGCCAUUUAGUUUAUCGGAAACUCAGACAAUUUCAUAAAAAAAGGAGACAGGAAUCUUGAGAAACAUUAAGUGAAAUAUGUUACUACAGAAAUUGCAGUUAAGGGGAAAAAAGAUUGGAAAAAUUCUGAGAAGAAAAUUGGUAUUGACACAAUCAAAGACUUAAUUUGGUGGAAAAUAUUAAUCUGAUAUUAAAAGAACAAUUCUGAUAGAAACGAAAGUGAUUUCGAAGCAAUUCAAUCAAGAUUAAAUAUGAAUACAUCAUUUUUGUCCAUAUAUAGUAAUAUUGACAAGCAUCUAUCUCAGUUUUCAUAUCGAGCUGAGUAAAACAGCAGUUUGAUAUUAAUAUCAAGAGGAUACAAACACAUUUAUGUUACAGCAAAACUAUUUAUUAAAACCAAAUAAAUACUUCAAAUUCCAAUAAAAUAUUAUUUUAAAUGCAUAUCUUGUUAGUUAAAAAUGAAGACACAGUCUGCCUAGUACAUAAAACGACUGUUGAAUAUGGUAAAAUCACCCAUGAUUUUCUCCACUCAUUUAAAGCCUUCUCUUUAAAUACAUGUUAUUUUGUCAAUAGUAAUGUAGAUAUCAAUGUUCAUAAUGCAAUUUCAAAAUCUUUUUAGAUGAAAAGUCUUCCCCUUUCAUUUUGUCGACAUUAAAACUACAAGUUUAGGUACCAAACUCAUAUUACUGAUUAAAGAAAUUCAAAGCAUUAAUUAACUUAACGACAUGAUAAAUCUUAUGUUAUUUGGUCCAUAUCUGUUUCGGAAGUGUUCACAUUUAGUCAAAAUGUCAUCAUAUUCAACAACAACAGCUCAAAAUCUCCAAAACUUACUAUGUGUAAGUGAUAUUGUUAUUGACAACUUAAUAAAAUCUAAAUAAAAUUUGAUGUUCAAUUUAACCCUGUAUGAACUCUAUACAGCAUUAAAUUGAACAUCAAAUUUUCAUUAGAAUGGAUUUUUAAGGAGUAUUAUUAAUUCUUAACCAAUUAUGAAACUAAAGCAUGAUGAUGUUAAAA